Messenger RNA from Solanum tuberosum (potato), 1008 nucleotides. RefSeq names its product peroxidase 15-like. The coding region runs from base 1 to 1008 and encodes 335 amino acids. NCBI's taxonomy places the organism in Eukaryota, Viridiplantae, Streptophyta, Magnoliopsida, Solanales, Solanaceae. The transcript is spliced from 4 exons. The record is from RefSeq and is a predicted model, not a curated record. Gene Ontology annotation, biological process: hydrogen peroxide catabolic process; response to oxidative stress. Gene Ontology annotation, molecular function: peroxidase activity; heme binding.
AUGUCUUCUUAUUAUUAUUCUUUUAAUUUCUCAGUAAUAAUAUGCAUUUUGCUUGUAGUGUUGAGCUUUUUUUCCAAGUCAAAUGCUCAAUUGAAUUCCAAUUUUUAUCAAAAUAAUUGUCCAAAUGUUUCGGAUAUUGUUCGAUGUGUUAUUCAAGAAGCUUUGCAAUCUGAUGCACGUAUUGGUGCUAGUCUCCUCCGACUUCAUUUUCAUGAUUGCUUUGUUAAUGGAUGUGAUGCAUCAAUAUUGUUGGAUAAUAAUGCAAAAACAAAUAUAGUAAGUGAAAAAGAUGCAGCUCCAAAUGCUAAUUCCGUAAGGGGUUUUAAUGUUGUUGAUAACAUUAAGGUUGCUGUUGAGAAUUGUUGUCCCGGUGUUGUCUCUUGUGCUGAUAUUCUCGCUCUUGCUGCUGAAUCAUCCGUUUCUCUGGCAGGUGGUCCUUCAUGGAAUGUGUUAUUAGGGAGAAGAGAUAGUAGAAGAGCAAAUCAAGGAGGAGCUAAUAUUUCUAUUCCUUCUCCUUUUGAAAGCAUAAAUAAAAUUACUACAAAGUUUUCUGCUGUUGGCCUUAGUAUUACUGAUCUAGUCGCGUUAUCAGGUGCUCACACAUUUGGACGUGCCCAAUGUCGUUUAUUUAGACAGAGGCUUUACAAUUUUAAUGGUACUGGAAAGCCUGAUCCAACAUUAAACACUAAUUAUUUAGCCAAAUUAAUGAAAAUAUGUCCAAAAAAAGGAAGUAACACUCCUUUGGCUAAUCUUGAUCUUACAACUCCAAAUAAAUUUGAUAACAAUUAUUUUGCAAAUUUGCAAAAUAAUAAAGGCCUUUUGGAGUCAGAUCAAAAAUUAUUUUCAAAAAAUGGUGCAUCAGAAAUUACCAAUAUUAUUAACACAUUUAGCAGGGACCAAAAUGUCUUUUUUCAGAGCUUUGUGGAGUCAAUGAUUAAUAUGGGGAAUAUUAGUCCAUUAACAGGGACUAAUGGAGAAAUUAGAUUAGAUUGUAAGAGAGUCAAUUAA